Messenger RNA from Colletotrichum orchidophilum, 2490 nucleotides. RefSeq names its product ABC transporter transmembrane region 2. The transcript has 4 exons. Gene Ontology annotation, biological process: peroxisome organization; fatty acid beta-oxidation; long-chain fatty acid import into peroxisome. Lineage: Eukaryota; Fungi; Ascomycota; Sordariomycetes; Glomerellales; Glomerellaceae. Bases 1 to 2490 code for a protein of 829 amino acids. Gene Ontology annotation, molecular function: long-chain fatty acid transmembrane transporter activity; ATP binding; ABC-type transporter activity. Gene Ontology annotation, cellular component: peroxisomal membrane. The record is from RefSeq and is a predicted model, not a curated record.
AUGGCAGAACAAUCGACUCUUCGCCAGUCGGCCGCUGAGGAGGCUCUAGCCGCCUUCUUCGAGAAGUAUUCGACUCUGAUCCGCAACCGCCUCCGAAACACUUCCCGGACAACCCGCCUGCUCGGAACACUUGCCCUCGCCGCAUCCAUAGUCCUCAGCGCCGCUGGAGGCAGACGUUGGUGGAGACAACGGCGCGAGGAGAAGGAACAAGGCCGCAAACUUGUCCGUACGAAUUCGUGGCUACACAACAAGGAUGGUUCACGUACGAUAUACGUCCCGUACAAGGACGGCACCUCCAAGGUUGUCAUUCAGACGACGAAGCCGCUGACUUUCGAGGCCCAUCGCCGGCUAUUCCUCAAUCCUCCGCGCGUAUCUGGCCUUGGCGACGGCACCGUUCCCUCAGCGCAGACGAAGCCGGGGCUGAACCUGGCAUUCCUACAUCAAUUCCUCAGUUUGAUGAGUAUCAUGAUUCCGAGAUGGUCAAGUAAAGAAGCGGGCCUGCUCUUGAGCCACAGCGUAUUCCUGAUGCUUCGCACCUACCUAUCCCUCGUCGUCGCUCGGCUAGACGGUGAGAUUGUGCGGGAUCUUGUCGCUGGACAAGGGAAGGCCUUCCUCUGGGGAUUGGUGAAGUGGUGUGGUCUCGGCGGCUUCGCAUCGUACACGAAUGCGAUGAUCAAGUUCCUCGAAUCCAAGGUUUCCAUCGCCUUCAGAACCCGCCUCACUCGGUACAUCCACGAUCUAUACCUCAACAAUAACCUCAACUACUAUAAACUUUCCAACCUGGAUGGGGGCGUCGGCCAGGGCGCGGACCAGUUCAUCACGCAAGAUCUGACACUAUUCUGCGCUGCCGCCGCGAAUCUAUACUCAUCACUUGGCAAACCAUUUGUGGAUCUUUGCGUCUUCAACUACCAACUAUUCCGAUCUUUGGGUCCUUUGGCCCUCACAGGCCUGUUAAGCAACUAUUUCCUCACAGCGAGCAUUCUGCGCCGGCUUUCACCGCCAUUCGGCAAACUCAAGGCAGUCGAGGGUCGCAAGGAGGGAGACUUUAGGGGUCUGCAUGCUCGCCUGAUCGCCAAUGCCGAGGAGAUUGCCUUUUACGGAGGUGCCGACAUGGAGAAGACAUUCCUCAACAAGGAAUUCAAGUCUUUGAAGAAUUGGAUGGAGGGUAUCUACAUGCUCAAGAUCCGAUACAACAUGCUCGAGGAUUUCAUCUUGAAGUACAGCUGGAGUGCUUACGGCUAUCUUUUAUCCUCGUUGCCAGUAUUCCUCCCAGCAUGGGGAGGUCUGGGCGGCGCUGCUGAGCUGGCCGAAAACGCCGCCAAGGGAAGUAGAGAGCGCGGUCGCAUGAAGGAGUUCAUUACGAACAAGCGUCUCAUGCUUUCACUUGCAGAUGCUGGCGGUAGGAUGAUGUACUCCAUCAAGGACCUUUCUGAGCUUGCCGGCUACACCAGCCGAGUCUACACGCUGAUAUCGACACUGCAUCGCGUCCACGCCGAUGCGUAUUUCUUGCGAGGGCAACAGAACGAACUUUACUCCCUCUCGGACGUCCAGGGAACAAUUCAGAAGGGUUUCGACGGCGUACGAUUUGAGAACGUGCCUGUUGUUGCUCCAUCAUUAUGGCCCAACGGCGGCGAGGAGCUAAUGGAUUCCCUCUCAAUGGUUGUUCGGAGAGGAGAGCACCUUCUGAUUUCUGGCCCCAAUGGUGUAGGUAAGACAUCUAUUGCUCGCAUUCUUGCAGGGCUUUGGCCAGUCUACCGAGGACUCGUUAGCCGACCGAAGGAUAUUGGUCAGGAUGGCAUCAUGUUUUUGCCGCAACGACCCUAUCUCAGCAUCGGUACUUUACGCGACCAGGUUAUCUACCCUGACGGCCAUCACGACAUGCGCGAGAAGAGGAAGUCUGAGGACGACCUGAAGCGUAUCCUGGAGGAUGCCCGUCUUGGCUACCUUCCCGAUCGUGAAGGUGGCUGGGACACCCGCAAGGAAUGGAAGGAUGUUCUCAGUGGUGGGGAGAAACAGCGCAUGGGUUUCGCCCGCGUGCUGUAUCAUGAGCCUCAGUUCGCCAUCCUUGACGAAGGCACCAGCGCCGUGUCCCAAGAUGUCGAGGGCUUGCUCUACGAGGUGUGUAAGGAGAAGGGAAUCACCCUCAUCACUAUCUCUACACGCGCCUCGCUCAAAAAGUAUCAUACGUACAACCUCAUUCUCGGAGGCGGAGAACGUGGUGAUGAGUGGGAGUUUGAGAGAAUCGGAACAGAGCAUGAGAAGAUGCAGGUUGAGAAGGAGCUGCAGGAUCUCCGUGAACGCCUUGAACAGGUCGAGACGUGGAAGGCAAGACGCCAGGAAAUCGAGGAAGAGCUCUCGAGGGUGUGGGUCGCCGGCGGUGACGACUUGGAUCCUCCUUCGUAUGCCGAGAGUGAGAGCGACUCAUCCAAGGGUAAGGGCAAGGAGACGGCAUCGAUGUCAUCAACGCAGGAGAUUUUGGGCGAUGCUUGA